GGGAAGCGCUGCAUUGGCCACGGGCUGGCCUGUCAGGGCGGAGUCCCAGAGGCCGGCCGGCAGCAGCUGUGGUGGCAGUGCCAGCAGAGGCAGAGACGGCUGCUGGCAACCCUGGGACUGGGGAGGACCGGGUCGCCAUGGGCGUGGAGAUCGAAAUCAUUUCCCCAGGAGAUGGAAGGACAUUCCCCAAGAAGGGUCAGACCUGUGUGGUGCACUACACAGGAAUGCUCCAAAAUGGGAAGAAGUUUGAUUCCUCCAGAGACAGAAACAAGCCUUUCAGGUUCAAGAUCGGCAGGCAAGAAGUGAUCAAGGGGUUUGAAGAGGGGACCGCUCAGAUGAGCCUGGGUCAGAGGGCAAAGCUGACCUGCACCCCUGACGUGGCGUAUGGAGCCACGGGGCACCCAGGAGUCAUCCCUGCCAAUGCCACCCUCAUCUUUGAUGUGGAGCUGCUCAGGUUAGAAUGAGCACUCAGGUGUGCCAGCUGAGGCCAGCUGCUGCUGCUGUUCAUGCAUCAUCUCCCUUCUUUCCCGGGGAGGGGCCACAGUCCCCCAGUACCUCCCAUUCCAAGCUUUCAUACCAGUGAUGCCUGCCUCCAUCACAGUUAUGUGUGUGCGUGUGUGUGCGUGUGUGUGCGUGCGUGUCCAGUUCUGCACUGACAAGCUUCCUGACUUUGAGAAAAAGCUUGUUGGGAACAUUCUCCAAUUGGGUAUCAUCUUUAACUUGCAUGUGAUAGUACCCCGCCCCCACCCCGUAUGCGUGUGCGCAAGCUUUUUAUUUAUGAAGCAAAAAGUCUGCACUGCCUUACUUGUCCACUGACCCCAGAAGCUGCUAGUACUCAGCCAGACGUGCAUGUGCUGGGCACACACCGUGGGCAUCGAUCCUGCCUCAUCCUCGCUGAUAAUCUGGACUGUCCCCUUGGAAUUAAGACUUAUGCAAAAUAAAGGCUCAGUA
Molecule: messenger RNA, 951 nt
Organism: Dromiciops gliroides (monito del monte)
Lineage: Eukaryota; Metazoa; Chordata; Mammalia; Microbiotheria; Microbiotheriidae
Gene: FKBP1B
Product: FKBP prolyl isomerase 1B
Exons: 4
Coding region: 138-464 (108 amino acids)
Biological process (GO): regulation of cardiac muscle contraction by regulation of the release of sequestered calcium ion
Cellular component (GO): sarcoplasmic reticulum membrane
Molecular function (GO): peptidyl-prolyl cis-trans isomerase activity
Source: RefSeq, a predicted model, not a curated record